This is a messenger RNA of Saccharomycodes ludwigii, 285 nucleotides long. RefSeq names its product Mhf1p (gene MHF1). The transcript has a single exon. The coding region runs from base 1 to 285 and encodes 94 amino acids. The record is from RefSeq and is a predicted model, not a curated record. Gene Ontology annotation, molecular function: protein heterodimerization activity. Gene Ontology annotation, cellular component: FANCM-MHF complex. NCBI's taxonomy places the organism in Eukaryota, Fungi, Ascomycota, Saccharomycetes, Saccharomycodales, Saccharomycodaceae.
AUGAACACCUUAACCAGCAAUAAUCAUCCAGAUGAUAUUAAGAAACUAGUAUGGUGUAUAGUUAAACAACAAAUUCAAGAAAUAAACACUACAAAUAAAAAUACCGCCCAGUAUGUAAUAACAGAAUCCUUUAUAAAUCAAUUAUAUGAAUUGACUUUGUACAGACUAACUUCUCUAAUUACUGAUUUAGAUGAUUUCAGAAAACAUAGAAAUGGUACCACCAUAGAACUAAAAGAUUUGCAAUUAUAUUUUAGAAAUAAUAAACAAUUAUAUUCAGUUAUAUAA